CUAACGCGCUGACGGGCGCGCGGACCACCUCUUCACCGCACUUCAUAGCGCCUCGCCUGUCGUCUCCUCUUCAGUGUCACUACAGCCUCCUGUUGUUACUGAGCAACAACUAGAAGAUCUAUUCCGGAAACAUUACAACCGGUCCUGCAGAUGCAAACAUGAGUCGUCUCCUAGGAAUGAGUCGAGUGCAGGUGUCCCAUACUGAGGGGUGAAGAUCUGCAUGGACGAGUUCCUGGGAUGAACCGCACUCCCAUCACUGAUCAACACCUGAAACUGUUGGUUCUUGUUGUGGGCCGACGCGUUUCUAUUCGUCUGGCAGCUGAUUUGAAUUCAAGACUUUGGGAUUUAUGAUGAAGUUUAAGUCCAACCAAACCAGGACGUAUGACGGAGAGGGCUUCAAAAGACGCGCCGCGUGUCUGUGCUUCAAGAACGAAGGAGAAGAUGAGGUGCUGCUAGUGAGCAGCAGUCGGCACCCAGACCAAUGGAUCGUUCCAGGGGGGGGCAUGGAGCCGGAGGAGGAGCCUGGCGGAGCCGCCGUCAGGGAGGUGUAUGAGGAGGCUGGGGUAAAGGGGAAGCUUGGAAGACUGCUGGGAGUUUUUGAGCACAACCAGGACCGGAAGCACAGGACUUUCGUCUAUGUUCUCACCAUAACGGAGACGCUGGACGACUGGGAGGACUCCGUCACCAUCGGAAGGAAGCGGAAGUGGUUCAAGAUCGAUGAUGCCCUCCAAGUGCUGCAGAAUCACAAACCUGUCCACGCAGAGUAUUUGAUCAGACUCACCACUGCGGCCUGUGGUGCCCCCUGCAGUCCGAGCUGUGCCGACAGAAAUGGCAAUAGCCCUGUAUCCGCCCUGACCCACAACAGCAGCCCGCACCACGGCCUCUCCACGCAUAUAAUCGAUAAAACAGAAAGCCACCAAGCAGGACUUAACUGGACAUAGCCUAUCUGCUUGAGCUGCUCCCCCCGCGACCCGACCCCGGAUAAGCGGAUGACGAUGAGGAUGAUGAGGACUUUUCUAGUUCGAUAUGGAGCAGAACUAUGGGGAAGAAAAAUAGCUUCAGUUUUUUUAAUGACCUAAUUUUUGGUAAGAAAAUUAAUCGGGGAAAAAAGACCAAAGUUAUAACAGAAAUGUGCCUUUUGAUUACAAAGUGCAUUAUUAUGAAAAGCCAAGAAAUACCUAUUUAUAGGUUAAUUGUGGUUUAAAGUGCCUUUUACUCUGUAUUUAAAUGUGUUCUGAUACAUCACAACGUUUUAUAUUGAGAAUAUAUUUAACCAUACAUUAACAUUUUUGAAAUAUGAACCAUGAAAUGGUGUAAGGCCUGAGUUUACACAUUCCAGAGGAGAACGUAAUAAAGGAUGGGAUGACGUCACCGAGUUGCAUUAUUGUAAUUUUGCUGGUUUUAUUAAGUAGCCUAUGAUAUAAUUAUAAACACAUGUCAACAAAGCAAUGCAUCACAUCAUGGUCAUU
Gadus chalcogrammus (walleye pollock) is the source of this 1469-nucleotide messenger RNA. It is a transcript of the gene nudt4a, whose product is annotated as nudix (nucleoside diphosphate linked moiety X)-type motif 4a. Lineage: Eukaryota; Metazoa; Chordata; Actinopteri; Gadiformes; Gadidae. Gene Ontology annotation, biological process: adenosine 5'-(hexahydrogen pentaphosphate) catabolic process; diphosphoinositol polyphosphate metabolic process; diadenosine hexaphosphate catabolic process. Gene Ontology annotation, cellular component: nucleus; cytoplasm. Gene Ontology annotation, molecular function: endopolyphosphatase activity; diphosphoinositol-polyphosphate diphosphatase activity; bis(5'-adenosyl)-pentaphosphatase activity. The transcript has 6 exons. The record is from RefSeq and is a predicted model, not a curated record. The coding region runs from base 348 to 941 and encodes 197 amino acids.